AUGGUUGGCGGGUUGUUGUUCUACUGUUGGUCGUUCAGUCUGCUGCGACUCUCUUCUUCCCUAGUUCAUGGAAACAUCCAACUGGACGAGGGUCCAAUUCCAGGACGCCGAACUGAUACAUCCUACUUGUCUGACAUCGAGAGAAGCCACAUCCCCAGCUCUGUGCAAGACCCUGCCCUCCUACCUGUAGACUUAGAGGAAGAUGGUUUCCUGUUGGAGGCGGGUGCCAAUAGUGAGGAUCCGUCUGGGGUGUUGCAGCUGCAGGGUCGUGCUGUGCGCUCACCUCGCCGCUGCAUCCCUCAUCAGCAGUUCUGUUUGGGCUACUCGCUGCCCUGCUGCGACCCCUGCGACACCUGCUACUGCCGCUUCUACAAUGCUAUCUGCUACUGCCGUCCAGUUGGCCAUACCUGCCCACCCAGGCGCACCUGA
Molecule: messenger RNA, 429 nt
Organism: Nematolebias whitei (Rio pearlfish)
Lineage: Eukaryota; Metazoa; Chordata; Actinopteri; Cyprinodontiformes; Rivulidae
Product: agouti related neuropeptide
Exons: 3
Coding region: 1-429 (142 amino acids)
Biological process (GO): neuropeptide signaling pathway; adult feeding behavior; positive regulation of feeding behavior
Cellular component (GO): extracellular region
Molecular function (GO): neuropeptide hormone activity; type 1 melanocortin receptor binding
Source: RefSeq, a predicted model, not a curated record